AAACCUAUUUCUUGUAAAUAUAAUUUAAGAAAUAUUGUUUGAAUUCACAAUGAGUGUAUUUGGUAAUGCGGUGAAAUACUUAAACGAGGGGAAUGUUCACGUCGUUAUAAGUAUAUUAAAUACGGACUAUGUCAUAAGACUUAUUAAAGAAGAUGGAAGAACAGUGAAAAAUAUGGAAAUUAUCCGGAAUUCUGUAAAUUUUGUAAACAUUGUUAUGAUACCUUUAUUAUUCGGUUAUUAUCAGUAUAGAGAAGAGAUAAUUAAACUUUCAUCAGAAGAUAUAUUAAAACUAUCUAAAGACCUAUUCAAUGUUCGACCGAAACAAAGACGGGUAAAAUCUAAUUUCAGUCAAUUUGCCAUUAAAGCCCCGAAUUUGACAAUAAUAUCACAUAAUAGUGAAAACUAUUGCUUAGAGAUUAAGCCAAAAGAAGGUUUUAUGGCAGGGAAUUUUAGUAGAUAUUCAAAAUGCUACUAUUGUCUAAAGCAACUUUUAAAAUUACAAGAAAAUGAAGUUGAAUACAUAAGUAGCUAUUGUCCACUAGACCUAUUUUCUGGAGAUAGAAAGAGAAUGAGGAAAGCAAUAUUAAACUUGAUUAAAAAUCCACAAAAUAACUUAAAACUAUUUAAGGAUGGAAAUAUUGUUUAUAAUGAAAAAUCAAAUGUAAAAGAUUUUGAAAUGAUAAUAAAAAAUACAUCUUCUUUUAAUACCUUAAAUAUAUUUUUGGAUUUAAUUACUGAAAUAUUGCUAGGUGAUGGAAUUUCUGAUAUUGUAAUUCAAGAAUCAAGUAAGGAAUUGAACAUAGACACAAAUAAUGAGAAAUGUAAUAAAGAUGGGCACCUCCCUGCUAACUGUUUCUUACAUAGACUGUUAAAUUUGCAAAAAUUGUCUGAAAAAUUAAAUUUAAAUUCAACAUCAAAUGAAGAUUUUCGAUAUGUUUUCAUGCUAUUGAAAGAUAUGAAAGAGUUAAAUAUUAAUUUAAUAAACAUGGAUGAUCGGAACAAGUUAUUUGAAACAAUAGAUCCACUAUAUUUAGCCAUGAUAUCUGCAGUAGCAAAAGACUGCUCUAUAAUGGUAUGUUUGUCACCUCAAACUAGUGAACUAUACCCAUCUAUUACAUUAAAAGAUAUAAGCUUAUCAUAUAAAAUAUCUGUAACUGAUUUGGAACCAAAGUCAAUCAAAUCAUUGACCAAAAGAAAAACUACUGAACAAAUGUUAAUAGAAUUAUAUGAAAAAAAAAGCUAAAUGAAAAAAAGUAGUGUAAUUCAACCACAUUCAGAAACCAGAUCCAAGCAGUUAGAAGCUUGGCAGCAAUUGAUAUCAGAUUAUUUAAAAGCCACAAAGCAAUCGACCAUAGACAUUAGAGAGACACAUAAUAGUCCUUUAUUUAACAAUGCCUCCAUUAAUAGAAAACUGUCCUCAGAAUCUCUAUUGACUAUUUUAGAAAACAUGGCUAAAGCUGGCAAAGCUGCACCAGUAGAUAAGAGUAAAAAUGUCUGGGAAGUGUAUUGGCAUUCUUUAGAUGAAUGGGGUAAUAUGAUAUACAGCUGGG
Molecule: messenger RNA, 1550 nt
Organism: Nymphalis io (European peacock)
Lineage: Eukaryota; Metazoa; Arthropoda; Insecta; Lepidoptera; Nymphalidae
Gene: Vps25
Product: vacuolar protein-sorting-associated protein 25
Exons: 2
Coding region: 50-1243 (397 amino acids)
Biological process (GO): inositol phosphate biosynthetic process; protein transport to vacuole involved in ubiquitin-dependent protein catabolic process via the multivesicular body sorting pathway
Cellular component (GO): ESCRT II complex; nucleus
Molecular function (GO): structural molecule activity; inositol-1,3,4,5,6-pentakisphosphate 2-kinase activity; ATP binding
Source: RefSeq, a predicted model, not a curated record